Messenger RNA from Mandrillus leucophaeus (drill), 3939 nucleotides. Its product is annotated as protein HIRA. The record is from RefSeq and is a predicted model, not a curated record. Gene Ontology annotation, cellular component: nucleus; HIR complex. The coding region runs from base 270 to 3191 and encodes 973 amino acids. NCBI's taxonomy places the organism in Eukaryota, Metazoa, Chordata, Mammalia, Primates, Cercopithecidae. Gene Ontology annotation, molecular function: protein binding; nucleosome binding. Gene Ontology annotation, biological process: regulation of DNA-templated transcription; DNA-templated transcription; chromatin remodeling. The transcript has 25 exons.
ACCCCGGUAGAUGUGCUGUAUCACUGUCUGUGUGUUUUGCCUUGCAUGGACGGUGUUGGGGGCACUUUCCAUAUGCCCCCAGGGUAGGGACUGCCUCAAUCCCUUCUGUAUGCCCUGCUGCAUUGAGCAACCUCUUCCACAUGAUGGGUAUGUGAUAAAUAUUGGCUAAAACAGGCAAGCCGAUUUUUUCAGUUGAUAUUCACCCUGACGGGACCAAGUUCGCAACUGGAGGACAAGGGCAGGAUUCUGGGAAGGUUGUGAUCUGGAAUAUGUCUCCAGUCCUCCAGGAGGAUGACGAGAAGGAUGAAAAUAUUCCCAAGAUGCUUUGCCAGAUGGACAAUCACUUAGCAUGUGUGAACUGUGUGCGGUGGUCAAACAGUGGGAUGUAUUUAGCUUCUGGGGGAGAUGACAAACUGAUUAUGGUGUGGAAGCGGGCUACGUACAUCGGCCCCAGCACCGUGUUCGGCUCCAGUGGUAAGCUUGCCAAUGUGGAGCAGUGGCGGUGUGUCUCCAUCCUCCGGAGUCAUUCAGGCGAUGUGAUGGAUGUAGCAUGGUCUCCCCAUGACGCCUGGCUAGCCUCGUGCAGCGUGGAUAACACUGUCGUCAUCUGGAAUGCUGUAAAGUUCCCAGAAAUUCUAGCUACUCUGAGAGGUCAUUCUGGCUUGGUCAAAGGGUUGACAUGGGACCCUGUUGGUAAAUACAUAGCCUCUCAAGCUGAUGACCGCAGCCUAAAGGUGUGGAGGACGCUGGACUGGCAGUUGGAGACCAGCAUCACCAAGCCUUUUGAUGAGUGUGGAGGAACGACCCAUGUGUUGCGGCUCAGCUGGUCACCUGAUGGGCAUUACCUAGUGUCUGCCCAUGCCAUGAACAACUCAGGCCCCACUGCCCAGAUCAUCGAACGGGAGGGAUGGAAGACCAACAUGGACUUUGUUGGGCACCGGAAAGCUGUGACUGUCGUGAAAUUCAACCCAAAAAUCUUCAAAAAGAAGCAGAAGAAUGGGAGUUCUGCCAAGCCCAGCUGCCCGUACUGCUGCUGCGCUGUUGGCAGCAAGGACCGCUCGCUUUCUGUCUGGCUCACAUGUCUAAAACGGCCGCUGGUGGUCAUCCAUGAACUGUUUGACAAAUCCAUCAUGGAUAUUUCCUGGACUCUGAAUGGGCUGGGCAUCUUGGUGUGCUCUAUGGAUGGCUCUGUGGCAUUCCUCGACUUCUCCCAGGAUGAGCUUGGUGAUCCCCUGAGCGAGGAGGAGAAGAGCCGCAUUCACCAGUCCACCUAUGGCAAGAGCCUGGCCAUCAUGACCGAGGCCCAGCUCUCCACAGCCGUCAUUGAGAACCCUGAGAUGCUCAAGUACCAACGGAGGCAGCAGCAGCAGCAGCUGGACCAGAAGAGUGCCGCGACCAGGGAGAUGGGCUCAGCCACCUCAGUCGCAGGUGUCGUCAAUGGGGAGAGUCUUGAAGAUAUCAGGAAGAAUCUUCUGAAGAAACAAGUUGAGACUCGGACGGCAGAUGGUCGGAGAAGAAUCACACCUCUCUGCAUAGCACAGCUGGACACUGGGGACUUCUCCACGGCAUUCUUUAACAGCAUCCCCCUCUCGGGCUCCUUGGCGGGCACCAUGCUCUCUUCUCACAGCAGUCCACAGCUACUGCCACUGGACUCCAGUACCCCUAACUCCUUCGGCGCCUCGAAGCCUUGCACAGAGCCUGUGGUGGCUGCCAGUGCCAGACCUGCAGGCGAUUCUGUCAAUAAAGACAGUAUGAAUGCUACCUCUACUCCUGCUGCAUUGUCACCUUCUGUGUUAACGACCCCGUCCAAGAUUGAACCCAUGAAAGCAUUUGAUUCCCGGUUCACAGAGCGGUCCAAAGCCACGCCAGGUGCUCCUGCCCUGACCAGCGUGACUCCAACAGCCGUGGAAAGGUUAAAAGAGCAGAACCUUGUGAAAGAGCUGAGGCCCCGAGACCUCCUGGAGAGCAGCAGUGACAGCGAUGAGAAAGUCCCUUUGGCUAAGCCUUCCUCACUGUCCAAGCGAAAACUUGAGCUUGAGGUAGAGACAGUAGAGAAGAAGAAGAAAGGGCGGCCUCGGAAGGACUCUCGUCUCAUGCCUGUGUCUCUGUCUGUCCAGUCUCCAGCUGCCCUAACCGCAGAGAAGGAGGCCAUGUGUCUCUCUGCACCAGCACUUGCACUGAAGCUGCCAAUUCCAGGCCCCCAGAGAGCAUUCACCCUCCAGGUCAGCUCCGAUCCCUCCAUGUACAUUGAGGUGGAGAAUGAAGUGACAGUGGUGGGGGGCGUGAAGCUGAGCCGCCUGAAGUGCAACCGGGAAGGGAAGGAGUGGGAGACGGUACUCACCAGCCGGAUCCUCACUGCUGCGGGCAGCUGUGACGUGGUGUGUGUCGCCUGUGAAAAAAGGAUGCUGUCAGUGUUCUCCACCUGUGGUCGCCGUCUCCUCUCUCCCAUCCUCCUGCCGUCCCCGAUCUCUACUUUGCAUUGCACAGGCUCCUACGUCAUGGCGCUUACUGCUGCGGCCACACUGUCUGUCUGGGAUGUUCACAGACAGGUGGUUGUGGUGAAAGAAGAGUCUCUACACUCCAUUCUGGCAGGAAGUGAUAUGACGGUAUCACAGAUCUUGCUGACGCAGCAUGGAAUCCCAGUAAUGAACCUGUCUGAUGGGAAGGCGUACUGCUUUAAUCCGUCACUUUCUACAUGGAACCUGGUUUCUGACAAGCAGGACUCACUGGCUCAGUGUGCAGACUUUAGGAGCAGCCUGCCAUCCCAGGACGCCAUGCUGUGCUCAGGACCAUUAGCCAUAAUCCAGGGCCGCACCUCCAACUCGGGAAGGCAGGCUGCCCGGCUCUUCUCCGUGCCUCAUGUGGUGCAGCAAGAGACCACCCUGGCCUACCUAGAGAACCAGGUGGCAGCAGCACUCACCCUGCAGUCCAGCCACGAGUACCGCCAUUGGCUCCUCCUUUACGCACGGUACCUCGUAAACGAAGGGUUUGAAUACCGACUUCGAGAAAUAUGCAAGGACUUACUGGGUCCGGUUCACUACUCCACUGGAAGCCAGUGGGAGUCAACAGUAGUGGGUCUGCGGAAGAGGGAGCUGCUGAAGGAGCUGCUGCCAGUCAUCGGGCAGAACCUCCGAUUCCAGCGCCUCUUCACCGAGUGUCAGGAACAGCUCGACAUCCUGAGGGACAAGUAGCCUCCCCCGGCCUGCCCUGGCUGCAGCAAGGGCAGGGCCACACUCUCGCCGCUGAUGACACGCAGGGCCACCUCUCACCUGACCAGGCUGUAGGGGGAGGAGACACUGGCAGGAGAUGUGCUGUCCUGCACCAGCGCCAGCCCAGCUCCCUGGGCAGAUGUGCCCUGUGUCCUGGGCCUGGCAUUGCCUCAGGAGGGGGAAGCUUGUCCCUCCCUCCUAGCCCCACGUGCGGAGCUAGGGCUGGAGCUCUGCCCAGGUGCCCUGGGGCCAGCAAGGCACUCCCAGGUCUGCCGUCUCCAGCACGGCCCCAAGGUGGACACUAGCCCCUGCUGCUGCAGGUGCCAUGCUGCUUCAGCGGUGACGAUUGAGCCAUUUGUGAGAGAGAAUCUGGAAACGUUAGGUAUUAUGCAGUCAGCAGACUGACCUGAGACCUAUGUAAAAGGAAAGCUGUUCCAACACACGGACUAUUUUUGUACUAGAAUUUGCUAACUUGUAAUAUGGAAUUUCCUCUGGCCGAUAAUCAGGAUUUCCCUAUAAGUCACUUGGACAUUGGUCACUUGUAGGAAAUUUAAACUCUAAUUAUGACAGCUACACUGAAAAAUAAUUGUACUGAAAUUAACUUGUCUAUCUUCAUUUGGUUUUAAUUUUUAAAUGUUUGUAAAAAGAGACUGUUUUGGGGGAAUGGGGCAAAGGGGUGGGCGAUUUCUUUUGUAAGUGUAAAAUAAAUGAACACGCAUUGAAUACCAAA